UACGUACAUUCUGUAUAUUUUAUGAAUAUCCUUAUCAUCGCUAUAAAAUGGCGUAGGGAAAGCAGCUUGGUGUUCAGUUCAAUCGACACGUUUUAAAUAUAAACAUAGAAAAGAAUACAGUGACCUUGAAAAGUAUUUCUACAAUGUCAGGAGUUGCUCCGUGUACUAAUCCCUACAUUGCUACAUCAGUAGCAGGAGUAUGUGGGAGUUACUUAUUCAUGACCAUGUUGGAUGAGUUUAUCCGGAACCAUACGGAUAUUUCUGGUUUAUGUGAUCGUGUGGUACCAGUGACCAUACCAGAUGAAGAGUAUGAUUUUAUUGUUAUUGGAGGAGGCAGUGGAGGUGCAACUGCAGCUGGUACUAGCAGCUUUCAAAAAUGGAAGGUUCUCCUUGUAGAAGCUGGAGGUGAUGAACCACCGGGAACAGAGGUACCUUCAAUGUUUCCAGUGUUUACUCAAGUGUCUACUUUGGGUUGGAAUUAUAAAACCGAGCCGGAACAAAAUGCUUGUUUAAACAUGCCACAACAUAGAUGUGAUAUUAUCAGAGCUAAAGUCCUUGGUGGAUGUAGUGUGGUCAAUGGCAUGAUGUAUAUUAGAGGUAUACCUCAAGAUUUUCAACGAUGGGUUGAAGCUGGGAAUACCCACUGGGGAUAUGAUCAAGUAUUACCAUAUUUUCAAAAUAUUGAAGAUAAUAGAGAACUUGGAACAGUAGCUGAUUUUGGUUAUCAUGGUGUUGAGGGACCUUUGACUAUUUCCCGGUUUCCGGAUUAUCCUGCGUUUGCUGAUGAUUUUUUGGCUGCUGCUGAGGAAUUAGGGUUUGGGUAUAGUCAAGAUUUAAAUGGGGAGAAUAUUAGUGGGUUUGCCAUUGCACAAACUACAAACAGAAAUGGUACCAGAUUAAGUGCCUCCAAAGCAUUCCUCUGGCCACAAAGGUUCAACCCAAGUCUACACAUUAUGUUGAAUACCACAGCAACAAAAUUGGUCUUUGAUCAACCACAUCAUCGUGACUUCAAACACAGAAGACCAAAAAAGGUGAAAAGUUCAACUAGUAUACAACUGCCAAUCGUUUUUGUCAAAGCCCGUAAAGAGGUUAUAGUUGCUGGAGGAACCUUCAACUCUCCACAACUCUUGAUGUUAUCUGGAAUAGGACCUAGAGAUCACCUAUCCAGUUUAAACAUUCCUGUUCAUAUUAAUCUCCCUGGCGUUGGUCAAAACUUCCAGAACCACGUUUCCUUUACAAUGACCUAUGCGUUGACCAAAAUGAGCAACACCAAUGACCUAACUCUAGAUGCGCUUAAUCAAUAUUUUGCUUAUCAUACUGGACCAAUGAGUUCCACAGGUCUGUCACAAGUUACAGCAAGACUCAGUUCUAAAUACGCUCGACCCGAUGGAACAUGGCCAGACCUUCAAUAUUUCUUCAAUGGAUUCGCAGCUAGUUGUGGAACAAAUGGAUCAUUCUUUGAUGCACCAACCUCAUCACCUUAUAAAACAUUUGAUAUAGUUCCUGUUGUUUUACAUCCAAAAUCAAGAGGACAGAUUAGACUUAAGUCAACAAAUCCGUUUGAUGCACCAUUGAUAGAGUUGAAUGAUUUGAAACAUCCUGAUGAUGUGGCUACCUUGAUAGAUGGUAUAAGAAUAGCUCAGUAUAUAGCAACCGCAAAUAUUUUAACACAAAAAUAUGGUAUUAGCCUAGUGAAAGGUAACUAUAGUUAUUGUGAAAGUGCAUUUACGUAUGAUUCGGAUGCAUUUUGGGAGUGUGCUGCCAAAUAUGCCACGACGCCUGAGAAUCAUCAAGUUGGCACCUGUAAAAUGGGUAAUGACAAGAUGGCGGUUGUAAACCAACAGCUCCUAGUGAAAGGCACAAGUAAUCUUCGGAUUUUAGAUGCUUCUGUUAUACCUUUUGCUGUUUCUGGCAACACUGCCGCUACAAUCAUGAUGGUUGCCAAUCGCGGAGUUAGUUUUAUAGUUGAAAAGUACCUUAAUGAUCUUCUUACCUGAAAUAAAAUAAAAAUUGUAUUAAUACAAAUACAAAUAUUAAAUAUAUAAAUAUCUGAACACA
Molecule: messenger RNA, 2058 nt
Organism: Dalotia coriaria
Lineage: Eukaryota; Metazoa; Arthropoda; Insecta; Coleoptera; Staphylinidae
Product: glucose dehydrogenase [FAD, quinone]-like
Molecular function (GO): oxidoreductase activity, acting on CH-OH group of donors; flavin adenine dinucleotide binding
Source: RefSeq, a predicted model, not a curated record